Messenger RNA from Microbotryum saponariae, 1423 nucleotides. The record is from the annotation of a GenBank genome assembly. NCBI's taxonomy places the organism in Eukaryota, Fungi, Basidiomycota, Microbotryomycetes, Microbotryales, Microbotryaceae.
AUGUCGACCUUCUCCGACAUCGGCUCCAGGACGAUCUCCGUCUCGACCUUGAUCAACAUCGCUCUAACAGGCGCCGUGGCAGCUGGAGUCUACGUGCUCGCUCAGAACAAGGGGAAUCACAAGGCGACUAAUGCGGCUGGUGGUGGAACGAGUUCGGGGAAGAAAAAUAAGGGGAACAAGAAGAAGGUCAACGCUGCGGGAGGUACGGCGGUCGCGGAUACGAAAGUAGCUUCGGCUUCGGCGAGCACCCCCACGUCGUCCAACACCUCCAGCAGUGGCAAGAAGGCUUCGACGGAUGGAGCAACUGGAGGAACGUCCAAGAAGAAGAACAAGAAGCAAACUACGCCAGCAGCAAACGCAGCUUCGACGGAGCCGUCUUACGCCGAGGUCAUCGCCCCCGAAUCACCGUCGACCACGUCAUCGAGUGGUGCCAAGUCGGCUCAGCCUCCCCACAAGGCACCGACCUCGUUCGCUGAUGCUGCUGCAGUUGGUGCGGAGGACCAGAGCUCUGCGAACGCUUCGAACAAGACACCUGCAGCAGCUGCGACGGAUGAUUCUUUCGCGGCCGUAGCAGCAGCAGCAGCAGCACCCUCAGCAUCGGGAACCAAAAAGAACAAAAAGAACAAGCAGCCCGUCUCGGGUAUCUCAGCAGCGGAGAAACACCACGACGCCAAGCCUUCUCCCGAAGUCGCCGAUCCGGCAUUGAAGGACAUGAGGGACGAGCAACAUGAUCCUACCGUCAAGGUCGCGAGGGUGCUCAAAGUUGUCGGAGGCUCAAUUGGUGCGAGGCCAAUUGAGGACGAGAGGUGGGAGGAGGAGUGGGACGGGCAGGGGCAGGAGGGUGACGGGUGGGUUGUUGCGAGGAGUAAGAGUGAGUUAUCAUAUAAAUUGAUGAGGUUUGUCGUGGAUACCACGCUGAUGCCGAUUCAUUGGCGAUCCUCAACAGAACCGACCAAAUCCGCUUCUUCCACAGCGAGCUCCUCCGGCGCCGCAGCGUUCUCCACCUCCAACCCCGCACCAUCAGCACCUAAAUCCGUCCCCGGUCUUACCGCCUCAGCACAAGCCGCGAUGACCAAAAAACAGCGCGAGAACCAAGCCAAGGCCGCCAAAGCCGCGGCCGUAAAGGACGCAGCGGAGCAAGAACGUCUUGAGCGAUUGGCUGCUCAUCGAAAGCAGUUGGAGAGGACGAGGUGCGUAACGAGUGAAGUUUCAUCAUCAACACCUCCUUUUCGAUUCGAGUGAUUGAAAGAGCCGUUGUUACCACAGGAUGCUCGAACAAGACGCGCAAAGGAACAAGGGCAAGAAGAGUGGGAUCCGUAGCGUCAAUUAUCCUACGAGUGGACCCGGGUCGGGUCCGACCAAGUUGCAGAGUGGGGGGAUGUACGCCUCGUUGGAUAGUGAUGGGAAACUCAUUUGGGAGUGA